GGGGGGGCGCUACCCUAGUGACUCAAGGCGCUUGCGGCUGGGCGCAGAACGCCAGUCUCUCUCUGCAACGCCGCGUGUGACUGCUCCGCAGCAGAGGUGGGUGCCUGCCGCUGCCUUCGCCCCGCCGCUACCGCUAACACCACCGCCACAAUGCCCAACUUCGCCGGUACCUGGAAGAUGCGCAGCAGCGAGAAUUUCGACGAGCUCCUCAAGGCGCUGGGUGUGAACGCCAUGCUGAGGAAGGUGGCAGUGGCGGCUGCGUCCAAGCCGCACGUGGAGAUCCGCCAGGACGGGGAUCAAUUCUACAUCAAGACAUCCACUACCGUGCGCACCACGGAGAUAAACUUCAAGGUCGGAGAGGACUUCGAGGAGGAGACAGUGGAUGGACGCAAAUGCAGGAGUUUACCCACUUGGGAGAAUGAGAACAAGAUUCACUGCACACAGACUCUUCUUGAGGGGAAUGGCCCCAAAACUUACUGGACCCGAGAGCUGGCCAACGAUGAGCUAAUCCUGACAUUUGGCGCCGAUGAUGUGGUGUGCACAAGAAUUUAUGUCCGGGAGUAAAGGUGGCCAGCUUGUUCUUGCGUUCAUGACAGGAUGCAAGUUCCCCUGAGGAGUAUGCCGUGGUCCCACACUGCCAGUGGGUCUUUUCUCCACUCACCUCUCCCCCGUGAAUAUUAGGCAACCCCAUUUCCCCUAUGACAAUGUUGUAGUGCCCUACCCUCAGGCCCCGUUGCCUUGUGCAUCCCUGGUUUGGCAUUUGCAUGAUUGUACCAGUCAUUAAACUGGUUGGACACACA
Arvicanthis niloticus (Nile rat) is the source of this 800-nucleotide messenger RNA. The record is from RefSeq and is a predicted model, not a curated record. Lineage: Eukaryota; Metazoa; Chordata; Mammalia; Rodentia; Muridae.